Messenger RNA from Medioppia subpectinata, 1576 nucleotides. The record is from the annotation of a GenBank genome assembly. Lineage: Eukaryota; Metazoa; Arthropoda; Arachnida; Sarcoptiformes; Oppiidae.
CUACAGUUGUCCGCCAUAUCCGGGGUUUGUGUCCCACAAGUGAAUCGUCUGAACCGUUGUCGGAGAGGCAGUGAGAGAGCGGUUCCCAUAGACGGCAACGCGAUUGCCAUUCACUGCCUGUUAUAAUAAUAUACAUCCAUAUUAUGUAUACAUUGCGAGAGACGUGAAAACUACUGAAACAACUAUUUCUCCAUUCAAUUCAAUGGCGCCGAUAGAUCCGAAUCAGUUAUUGCAGGCCUUCGCGCCCCUCUUGACCCCCAGUGGGGGCAUCAAGAAUGCCAAUGAAGUGCCCCGACUGUCGAGUCUAAUGAAGAAGUUUUCCCGAAAGUUGGUCUCCCGUUGCGUGUAUUGUAACGUAUUGUUGGCCACCACUCCGGAUGUGCUCGAAGAAUUUUUAAGGUCUGGCGGAUGGGAGACAAUCCACUUAUGGAUCAAAUCGGCCAAAGAGUUGGGAAACAAACCGUUUUUAGACGAGUUGUUAACAUUACUACUAAAGCUUCCGAUGAAUGUCGAGAGACUCCGAGAGAACGAUUCGCCCAAAAUAAUACGAAAAAUAGCCAAACAAUCGGAUGACCCGAUACUGGCGGCCAAAGCCAAGGAAGUGGUGGACAAGUGGACCAAAAUGAUUGAAUUGGCCUCAGGUCUCAAGGAGAAGACUAAGCGUAAGAGCAACGAAUCGGCGAACAAUGUCUCAAAAGAUGCCACCAUUGGUGGCCAAAGUGAUCCCAAGAAGUCUAAACUGACCGCCAAAUCACUGAACAACGCCAUUGACUACAAUAGCGCCGACAGUAAUAGUUCGGCGCCUUUGGACGCGUUGGCGGCCGACGGCUUGAAGUUGAAAGCGGAGCGAACGCCGCGUCCGUCUACGGCCAAAGUAAAGCCCGGAAAGUCACGACUCGGCGACUUAGUCAGCGGCGGUCAGACGGGUCCUAAACUCGCCAAAAGCCGCAAAGAGUCCGAUAAAAAGUCUUCGACGGCCAGCAAUAAGGUCUCCAAUAAUGCAAACCCCGAACCCCUAAACAGUGCGAUCACUCCCGCUGUCAAUCUCCCCAAACCGAAGGCACUGCCCGUCGGAGGCAUUAAACUGAUUGAGCCGUUGAGUGUUGCCGUCCCGCCAACCCCUCCAGUGCCCGCCCCAGUGGUCGCACCACCGCCUAAACCGCAUGUGCUUCAGGACUCAAUGAGUUUUAUGGACGCAUUGAUUGCGCCGACCGUUUCGACGACGAAGAAGAAGCCGCGACGGACCAGCUCUUCGACGGCCGGCAAAGAGAUGCCAAAAGAGCCGAGUAUUAUAGACACGACGACAGCCUCGGCGUCCACUACUAGUCCAAAGGCAUCGCCGCCCAAACCCUUCUCCUUCUAUAUGGAUAUAAUCGACGAAAAGGUUGACAACAAAGUCAAUGAAUCCAACAAUAAUAGCAGCGAAGACAACGACCCGAUGGACGACGAGUACAAGAGUGACGAACAAAACGAUAGCGUCGACGACAACGAAGAGGAGAUGAAUCACAUGAGUGUCGACAUAACAGUUCCUGACAUUAAAGUGGACACAACGCUCACAUUCAACGCAUCCCUGUCU